CUGUCGCCGGUGCGCGGGGCCAGGAGCCCAGCGGCGGACAUGGCCUGGUAGAGGCCCCUGGGGGAGACGGUGCAGAGUUCGGUCCGGGACAGGGCAGGCCGAGGGGGAGGGAAGGUCCUUCCCGGUGCCGCGGGGCCCGAGGCAGCAUGAAAAAGAACCAGACGGUGCAGGGCACCUUCAGCAAACUCUUCGGCAAGAAGCACGCCAACCCCCCCAGCACCUCCCUCUACGCCACCAACCCCCCCUGGAUUUUCACCCAGGAGGCCCCGGAGGAGGGGAUCCGGGACUUCGGUGGGAUCCAUUAUGGAGACAAUCGGUUUGACUCUGUGAGUGAGUCAGGGACAGCGACACUGAAAGCUCGGCCAAGAGUUCGGCCCCUGCUGACCUUCCUCCCACUGAAUGCCCAGGAGAACCAUGGACUGGCUGUGCCCACCCCUUCUGUCCCAAGAGACUUCGCAGACAAAGAAGUGACAGGUACCAGCCCACUCGUCAACGGCAACCUCCGACUGUACAGCUCUGUGGGUGACCUGAGGCCGGGGCACUAUGGGCAGGACCCACUCAUCCCCCCACCUCCCCCAGGCCCAGCCCCGGGGCCACCCCCAGGCAUUGCGCAACCUCGAGAGGAGUCCCCCCCACCUCCACCUUCCAUGGCUCCCCCACCACCUCCCCUUCUGCUGGAACCCCCACCCCCACCCAGCACGGCCCCACCUCCCCCCCCAGUACUGGGGCCCCAGGCCCCCAUAUUCACCCUUUCCUCCCCGUCCACACCCACCCCUCCUGACUUCAUUCCUCCGGCCCCGCCCUUGGCCUCUCUAGCCCCACCUCCACCCCCUUUGUCGGCCCCAGCACCCCCAGCAUCUCCUCAUACAACGGUGACUCGCUUCUUUCCCCCUGGGGGCGUCACCAAGUGGAAAUCAGAGGUAGCGCUGAAUGGCAGGCAGCCAGACACCCCCAGAACCAGCCCCCCGCAGAGCCCAGCUGAGCCAAAGGGGAGCUUACUGAGGCCUAAGCCAGAGCCCCACCUCACUUUCCCCCGCUCAUUCAAGGUGCCUCCCCCAACCCCAGUCAGGACUUCAUCCAUCCCAGCUCAGGAAGCACAGGGGCCUCCUCCAGAGGAGGAAGAGACCACCAAGAAAGCCCCCAAUCGACUCCCACUGCCUCCCAGCUUCCACAUCCGUCCCGCUUCCCAGGUCUACCCAGACAGGGCGCCUGAGCCAGACUGCCCAGGGGGGCUCAGGGCUGCAGCCCCGGCCAGCCCUCGGCUGGGCCAGUCCCAGUCCCCGACUGAGGAACGUGCUGCAACGCCCCCACCAGCCCCUCCUCUUCCCACUCCUGCACCCCCACUCCCUCCCCCAGCACCGCCACUUCCCCCAGCUGCCCCUCCCUUGCCCCCUGCUGAGAAGGCAGCCCCUCCACCUUCUAGGUUGACGAAAAGCCCCAAAUCCAGCCCUCCGGCCCCCAAACCCAAACCUAACCCCCCCAGCCCGGAGGACACAGAGGCUUUGGAGCCCGUGGACUGGCGGGAUCCCAGCCAGAUGGAAAAGCUGCGGAGUGAGCUGGCAGCCUACCUCUGUGGCUCCAGGAGGGAGGACCGAUUUGUGGGUCACCGGGCUGGCCGGACAGCGGCUUCUCAGGAAAAGGAGGGCAAGAAGGGCCCCAGCCUGCCGGAGAAAGAGGCGCCCCCCAGCCUGCCAGAGAAGGAGGCGCCCCCCAGCCUGCCCGGGAAAGAGGCGCCCCCCAGCCUGCCAGAGAAGGAGGCGCCCCCCAGCCUGCCCGGGAAAGAGGCACCCCCCAGCCUGCCCGAGAAGGAGAUCCUCCCCAAUGUUCCCCAGAAGAGUCCCUCCAGUCUGCCGGCAGCGAAGGCUGCUGCCACCAGCCUGACCCUCCCCCCUGUGGACUAUGUCCCCCAAGACGCCCCAGCUCCCAGUGUCCGGCAGAUCCGGAGUGAGCUGGAGGCCCGCCUCUCCUCAACAGCAGAGAAGGACGCCAAGCCCAGCAUAGGGUCUCUGCCACCCAAACCUCGGCUAGAAGCGGGAAGACUCUUUGAACAUAGGGCUGAUAAUGGCAAAUUCUCUAAGCCUGUGGCCAAGAAUCUGCCGCCUCCAUCCGCCACCCCUCUGCCAACCACACCACUUCAGUUCAAAGCUACGUCUGUGCCGGCUACACCACCUAAGCCCACACCUGGACCGGCCACACCACCCAAGGUCACACCAGAGCCAGCCACACCACCCAAGGUCAUGCCUGCACCAGCCAUGCCACCCAAGGUCACGCUGGGGCCAGCCACACUAUCUGCAGCCACGACUGUACCCACCACAUCAUCCGAGCUGACAGAGAAAAACCUGGUCCCUGCUGGGCAGUGGGAGAAGCCAAAACCCCAAGAACUUACAGUGCCCCCGCAGACAGAGGCAGAAGGGCACCCCUCAGAGGCCAGCAAGCCUCCUACACUGGGAGCCCUCUCAUCUCCAGCCCUUCCACCAAAGAGAUCCCCUGGCGGCGAAGAGGUGGCAUUUCCCUACAAGCCCCACCGCAGCCAGAAAAGCUCUGGGCAAGAGGCUGCUGUGGCAAUGGCCCCGCUGGCCACGGGUUCGGCUGGAGGGUCAGGGGAACCCGUGGAGGUGAAGGAGCCCCAGGGGCUGCCAGCCAAACCCCCAACCUCAGCCCCGCCUGCUGAGGAACUGCUCAGGCACCCGGUGACCGGGGAGGUGGUGCAGCCAGGCUCCCCGAUGGCUCUGCUCCUUGCGGCCAGGCAAAGGGCACAGAAGGGGAGGCCAGGAGGGGCCGCCCUGGGCCGGUCCUCCCUGCCAGGAAGUCUCCGAGGCCAUGGCAGCCAGUCCCCAACAGGCUCUGACAGCAUCUUCCACAAGGAGGGCCGGCCCAACUCCUUCACUGUGGUCCCCAAGUCACCCAAGGAGGCCGAGAAGGACCCCCAGCCAGCCUCCUCAGCACAGCCUACGGUACCCAGUCAGUGGCAGCCCCAGCCCCCAGGAAACCCAGAGGGCAUUGAGCCAAACCACAGACACAACGGGACAAAGGCGGAGGGAAAGCCGGCAUCCUCCAUCCUCCCCCAGGGCCGCCUCCUGCCCAAAUCCUUCUCUACCCCUCCUUCUCCUUCAUGCAAGAGGGAGGAAGAGGACGACGAUGGGGAGUUCCACUUUGAGGUCAUCCCCCCGCCGCCAGAGUUCAGCAACGACCCAGAGCCCCCCGCCCCGGCCCUCCAGUAUCUGGGUCGCCGGGGAUCGCCUCCCCGGAACAACUUCUUAGACUUGGGGCAGGCCUUGGCGCCUCAGGGCUUCUCGCGCUUUCCAGCCGGGGCGCACCACGCCGGGGCCGGGGCCGGGAGCCUGCAACGCUUCUCCGGAGGGGGCCGGUCGCUCAUCAAGAAGCGCCUGUAUGUCGGGGAGCCCCAGCGCAACCCCGGGCAGCCCCGCGGCGGCACUGGCCGCAGCCUGAGCUCCCCCAACUGCUUUGGGCCGCUGCCGGGGGGCCCGGAAAUGCGGCGCGUCAACUCGGCGGGCCGCGCGCCCCCUGGCGGCCUGCACGCGCGGAGGCUGUCCAAGGAGGGCACGGCUCGCGGGGAGGUCAAGUUCAAGGCGCCUGGCGGAGACUACAGCUUCUCCCCUGCGGCUGGCAGGUCUCCCCACAGCACCCCCCACUAUGGAAGCCCCAUCAAUACAUUCACCGUGAGGCCCGGGACCCGCCAUCCUAUCUCCUAUGCCUACUCGGGGAACCACUGGAAAGCCCCAUCCUGAGCCCAGGGUGUUCUCAGCUCUACUCCAAGGGGUCAGAUCUGGACACUUGUUUUUUCGGGGGUGGGAGGGAUGCAACAGGUGUUAGACAGCCUGACUUAGACAAGACAGAGUCUUUGUUACCCGAACACAGAUGGACAACAAGUGAGAAGCCGUGGAAAGAUGAAGAGUGGGCUUCUGUUUCCCAAAGCGCUGGCGUGGCUGUGGACUGCAUGCGGGGAGGGGAGGGAGAAGGAGGGAGGAAAGGAGGAACCUUUAAGGGCCUGGAGCCUGAGUUUCCACUAUCUGGCACUGUUUGCAUUAGCAAGACUUAACUUCAAGCAGUUUUACAAGCAUGGCCUCCAGAACAGGUCCUAGAAGCCAGGGGUGGGGCACUAACUCUGAAUAGGAAUCCAUCCCAAUGCCUGUCAUUGUCUGUCCGGUGCUCCCUGAGGGCUGGGGCCCAGCUCCCUCUGGGUAGGGGUAUGGGGCACUACACACUGAGCCCCUUAACCUCCACCAGUCCACCGUUUGCCACCCCAGGAGGUGAUGCCUAGGGUCCUAGCAUAGAAGCCAUAUUGCAGCAGGCCAAGGAAGGUGCACACAUGAGCUGCGGAGCAGGUACUGGAACAGGGUUCUUUGCAUUGGCCAAGGGCAGGGCUAGCAGGGUUGAUGGCUUCUUUUCCCUGGCCCUGGCCCUCUCUACAGGGAAGCCUGGAGAGAGAUGAUCCAGGCAGCCAUGAUUUGGGGGAUUGGGCCCAAGGAGUCAGAAAGCCUGGGGAGCUGGACCCCAAUGCCUCAUAAGGCCAGAACCCAUUUGGGAUUUGGAGGGGGGCAUCCUACCCAACCACCCCUCCCAAUCCUGACACUACAGGUCCCCAAUAUUAUUGAGACUUCAAAAUGAGUAGUGAAGAUGCUGGAAGAUGGGGAGUGGGAGGCGGCAGAGGUGGGAAGUCCCAGACCCGAUUUUUUGGGAGCAGCCAAGGAAGGCUGGCUCAGGAAGGAGGAAGGGCAGGGAGUGGCCAACCUCAGAGGAACAUCAGGACAUCCAGGAAGCAGCACCCUGUGGGGGCACCACGUUGGACACUUAGGACUUGAGAUCAGCAGUCUAGAUACAGGGGUGGGGGCAGCAAGGAAGAGCCACUUCAGGGAAGGAGAGCCCAGGCCCCCUGAUGGUUCAGGAUCUGGUUACCUGUGUUCAAGAAGCGGACCUCACCGCAGAUCAGCACCGGCCCUGUGUGUAUGUAUGUAUUUUCCCUGUAUGAUGUUUUAUAAGUUCACUAACUUAUCUGCUGUGCGUGGGCUCCCAGCUGUAUAUUGCCCUGGACUAGGAGGGGAAGGACUGGCUGUCACUUGGCUUGGGAAAUAAACAGGCCAGUGGGGACUGGCCUCAGCUCUGUGGCUGUGG
Molecule: messenger RNA, 5133 nt
Organism: Suricata suricatta (meerkat)
Lineage: Eukaryota; Metazoa; Chordata; Mammalia; Carnivora; Herpestidae
Gene: C7H6orf132
Product: chromosome 7 C6orf132 homolog
Exons: 5
Coding region: 147-3749 (1200 amino acids)
Source: RefSeq, a predicted model, not a curated record